AUGUUGCAGCUGUUCUUAGCCGUGGCCUUCUCGGCGGCGCCGCUGAUGCUGUACUUACCGCCGGUGAGGAGCCUAAGCCUGCUGGUGGAAGCGCUGGAGGCGUUCCUCCAGCAGGCAGACCUCCACACCGUCCAGCUCUCCUCGAGCCUCCGCCGUGGUCUUUCGCGGAUCAUGGCCCCCUGGAUCGGCGCCCGAAGGUAG
Spirodela intermedia is the source of this 201-nucleotide messenger RNA. Lineage: Eukaryota; Viridiplantae; Streptophyta; Magnoliopsida; Alismatales; Araceae. The record is from the annotation of a GenBank genome assembly.